Messenger RNA from Coffea eugenioides, 674 nucleotides. Its product is annotated as ras-related protein RABH1b-like. Lineage: Eukaryota; Viridiplantae; Streptophyta; Magnoliopsida; Gentianales; Rubiaceae. The coding region runs from base 258 to 650 and encodes 130 amino acids. Gene Ontology annotation, molecular function: GTP binding; GTPase activity. The transcript has 4 exons. The record is from RefSeq and is a predicted model, not a curated record.
ACCAUUUGUUUCUGUUUAGCCCAAAAGCUUCCAAUUGAAAGAUUUCUUUCUCCGUGCAUUUUUUCCCCCAGUUUCUCCAAUUCCUCUCUUCCCGAGUCCCCCUAUUAUCAAACCCCUACUACAACCUAUAGCUUAGAAUCCCGCCAGAUUUCUCCGAUCAUUUUCCGGCGAGAUCUCAAACUUCAGUCGUCGGAAAAUUUUCGUCUGAUCCGUUCUCUGUCUUCCGAUUCGGUUAAUUAAUUUCAUAGAUCAGACUGAUGGCUCCGGUUUCGGCUUUGGCUAAGUACAAGCUAGUUUUCCUAGGGGAUCAAUCCGUCGGCAAAACCAGUAUUAUCACUCGAUUCAUGUACGAUAAGUUCGAUAACACCUAUCAGGCUACAAUUGGCAUUGAUUUUCUGUCUAAGACAAUGUAUCUUGAAGAUCGAACUGUUCGACUGCAGCUCUGGGAUACUGCUGGACAAGAGAGAUUUAGGAGUCUCAUUCCAAGCUAUAUUAGGGACUCUUCAGUUGCUGUGAUUGUGUUUGAUGUUGCAAGCAGACAGUCCUUCCUGAACACUUCAAAGUGGAUUGAGGAGGUUCGCACUGAGAGAGGCAGUGAUGUCAUCAUUGUCCUUGUUGGAAAUAAAACUGACCUUGUGGAUAAGAGGUAAGUAUCAUUUCAAAAUCUUUACCUU